ACAGUUUCGAUAUAGGGAUAUUUGGACUCUUCCUUCUGGCAGCAGUUAUCCACAAUCGUCAACGGUUUUCAGUUGUUUUGAUCGUUUGUCAGUUCAAAGAUUCCAAAAAAAAAUCGCAUUUUUUCCGCUACGCUGUACAUUGCAAGCCUUUAACUCAACGUGCGUUCGCCAUGGGUGCUGUUGCCAGCAAGCAAGAGUGCGAAGACGCAGAAGAUCAAGGGGCAGGCGUGGAGGCCGAGAAACUGUCUUCGGAGGCGGUUAGCACCCCAAGAAGCUCCAGAGAGAGCCUGAACCAGCCCAACUUAGACCCCAGAUCGCCCAGCAAGCGCUUUGCGCGAACGCCUGUAGAACUCCUGAAUGCUGUGGUUGAGAAGCUUGGAACUCUAACAAUAGAGACAAGGACAGCGGCCGCAGAAACCCCACUAAGGCGGCAUGUGAUUCUACCAGUGGACCCCCGCUCGCCCAGUGUGGAAGUCCAAAGAACGCCCAUAGUAGUAAGUGCGUCGAAGAACGAACAAUUCCCUGAAGAAAUCCGCAAUAAAAACCUGGAAAAGGUGAAAAUCCGCGACUUGCUAAACUCACCGGUCCCAGCCUCAGAGUGCUUCGCCAAACACGUGCCCCCAAAGCUUUUGUCCAGCUGCACAGUGACGCCUAAGCUGAAAGUGGACAGCUACAAGCGGAAGUCGCUGAUUCUCCUGGAAACUAAUGUGGAUUACACUGAGACCGACUUGGAUGUUGUCAUCAGGGAGAAAUGCUUGAGCGCAGUCCCAGAGCCGCACGACGCAAUACAAAAUGAAGCCGCCCCUGUUGAGGACCGACUGGAUGUGAGUGUUGAAAGCAACUCAGAGCUGGAAGAGCCAGUGGCAACCACAGAAGAACCAGCUUCAGAACCAACAAGCUUAGACAGCUUGGAGCUGGAGGAGGAAGACCCGAAGCUCUCCCCGUCUUCAGUAGAAGCUCAAUCCAGUAGCCCGCCGUUAACAGAACUCGUAUCAAAAUCAGCGCCAGCUUCUCCUCCACACAUCGUCAGUCUCACGCCUAAAACGCCCAAAGCCCACUCCACAUCGCCUGUUCGAAGCCUGUCGGCCGAAGUGCUGGAAUUCCAGAAAAAGCUCACCAACCUGAUCUAUGAAGAUGAAGACCCGAUCGUGUGGCCGCGGGCUGUGAAGCCCCGCAAUCAAAUCAGGGCGCCUUUGGGCGUGAGGAAUGGCAAUGGCGCGGUCCAGAAACUGAAAGUCAGCGAUAAGCCCAGGAAAACUAUGAGCCGAAUCCCGGUCUUUAAGGAGAAGCGCAUUAAAGUCCAGUGCGAAAACACGCCGCCCAAGAGCAUGCGAUCACUGAAGCAGCCGAGGAAACAUGCCUGGGAUCCCAAGGAUGAAACCCUGUUUAUUUAGCUUAGGGAGUGUUUUCUGUGGAAAUUUUCCAGUUGCUAGUUUUGUAGGUUUGUUGGGUUGGUCAGUUUUGCACAAAAACUGCUCGGUUGUAGCGGGACCAAGGCAUGCGAUAGCCUUAAAAAAAGACUAACCCAACCAGGGUGUAAUUAUAUAAUUUAUCGUUUAAUGUUUGUCAGUGAUGCAACCGAAUAAACCAAGAAUGUGUCUUUUGA
Messenger RNA from Dendroctonus ponderosae (mountain pine beetle), 1606 nucleotides. RefSeq lists its product as uncharacterized. The record is from RefSeq and is a predicted model, not a curated record. NCBI's taxonomy places the organism in Eukaryota, Metazoa, Arthropoda, Insecta, Coleoptera, Curculionidae. The transcript has 3 exons. The coding region runs from base 171 to 1394 and encodes 407 amino acids.